AUGGAAACCAGCAAGUUGAAGUUGCUUUUGCAAAAAAAGAAACAUAAAUGGUUGUUACUGUUAAUAUUAUUCUCAACUAUCUUGCUUCUCACUUCCAUAACAGCUUUCUCAUCCACCCCUCAAUUGCUAUACAAAUUACAUGGCAACAGAAACCAUUUCCAUCAGGUUCCCCGCUUUGUGGAAUCUAAAUUGGAAAAAUCACUUUCUUUUCCGACACACAAAACACCCCGCCUUGCCUACUUAAUUUCAGGUUCUGCUGGGGAUGGAGUGAGCCUAAAGCGGGCAUUAAAAGCACUCUACCAUCCAAGGAAUCAGUACGCUGUGCAUUUGGACUUGGAGGCCACCGUGGAGGAGAGGUUGGAGCUGGCUAGAUGGGUGAGAGAGGAGAAGGUUUUUGAGGAGGUGGGAAAUGUGAGGGUGGUUGUGAGAUCCAAUUUGGUAACUUAUAGAGGUCCCACCAUGGUCAGCAAUACCCUUCACGCUGCUGCAAUUUUGCUCAAGGAUAUUAUUGAUGGGGAAUAUUGGGAUUGGUUUAUCAAUCUUAGCGCCUCUGACUAUCCUUUGAUGACUCAAGAUGAUAUACUUCAUGCACUCUCUGAUAUUCCAAGAAACCUUAACUUCAUCGAGCAUACAAGUGACAUUGGAUGGAAGGAAGAUCAAAGAGCCAGGCCUGUCAUAAUUGACCCUGGGCUAUAUAGCCUGCAAAAAUCAGAGGUGUUUUGGAUCCCAGAGAAAAGGAGCGUGCCAACAGCAUAUAAGUUGUUUACUGGUUCUGCUUGGAUGAUGCUGUCUCGAUCUUUUGUGGAGUAUUGCCUCUGGGGCUGGGACAACCUCCCAAGGAAUGUCCUCAUGUACUAUGCAAAUUUUCUUUCUUCGCCUGAGGGUUAUUUCCACACUGUAAUCUGCAAUGCUGACGAGUUCCGGAACACUACUGUUAACCAUGACCUUCAUUUCAUAGCCUGGGACAACCCUCCUAAGCAACACCCACAUUUUCUCACUGUAGAUGAUUAUCAGAGCAUGGUUGACAGCAAUGUUCCGUUUGCAAGGAAAUUUGGCAAGAACGAUCCAGUUCUUGACAAGAUUGAUUCUAGCAUUUUGGGGCGCAGUGCCGAUGGGUUUGUGCCUGGUGGAUGGUUCACUAAUGAAGGAAAUGCAAGCACAGCUCUCCCGCAUAUUGACUUAAAGAACACCACUGAGCUUAAGCCUGGCCCUGGUGCUCGAAGGCUCAAGCGUCUGAUCAGUAGUCUAUUGUUAGCGGAUGAUUUUCACACGACACACUGCACAAAAUGA
Molecule: messenger RNA, 1290 nt
Organism: Dovyalis caffra
Lineage: Eukaryota; Viridiplantae; Streptophyta; Magnoliopsida; Malpighiales; Salicaceae
Source: the annotation of a GenBank genome assembly